Molecule: messenger RNA, 978 nt
Organism: Nymphalis io (European peacock)
Lineage: Eukaryota; Metazoa; Arthropoda; Insecta; Lepidoptera; Nymphalidae
Product: melanoma-associated antigen F1-like
Exons: 5
Coding region: 304-963 (219 amino acids)
Cellular component (GO): nucleus
Source: RefSeq, a predicted model, not a curated record
AUACCUAUACCUAUGUUGUGUAUGACUUGAUUAAAAUGUCAUAAAUCAAUAAUUCCCAAAGAAUAUACAAUUGCUACCUUUUAAUAAUAAUUACCAUUGAGUAUUAACACGAUAGUAUAGGUUAAUUUUUUUAUAAUAAUAUAACUAAACGACAUAAUCGAAAAACUUAAAUUAAUAAUAUGUUUUUGAGUUUGAAAGUUGUUGUUGUAUUUGGAUUUUGAAUAGGUACGAGUAAUUAUAACUGUACUUGUGCUUAUUUCCCAAAAAUAAUUUCAAUAAACAACAAUAUCUAAGAACAUUCCAAUGAAUCAACCAGGAACUAGCUUUAGCGAGAGUCUUUCUCCUAAUGUAACUGUGCAAGAAUGCGUUAGAUACAUACUUUCUCGAGAAGGCAGUAAAAUACCAAUUAAACAAGGUGACAUAAGAAAAUAUUUAGAAGAAAAUUAUGGUGUAUCUCGUAAUCUUUACAAAAAUAUUAUAAUUGAGGCUAACAAUGUAUUAAAAAAUGUCUAUGGUUAUAAAUUAGUACAGAUAGAUGCAAAGCAAUCACAAUACAUAGUGGUACUUAGUGAACCAUGUACCAACUCAUUGUUAUCAUCUUACAGUAAUCCACAAGACAGAAAACUCUUAAUUGCAGCUUUAACUCAUAUAUUUAUGACAGGAACACCAAUCAAGGAAGAAAACAUGUGGAAGUUUCUCAGUGAGGCACAAUUGAUGAGAGAAAAUGAUGCUGAAAAGAAAAAACUUUUAACAAAAACAUUCACCAGACAGAUGUACUUAAAAUACACAAAGGGUAGACAAGAUAUAUGGUUUUUUGAAUGGGGACAACGAGCUGAAGAAGAAAUACCUAAAAUUUUCCUUCUAAAUAAAAUGGCGGAGGCAUUCAAUGUAGAACCUGAAUAUUGGACAGAACAAUACAAUAAGGCGACGGGAAAUGAAAAUGAUGAAGACAGUAUUGAAUAAAUAAGUUUUCGUUAA